CUCCUCUUCCUCCUCCCCAUAGCUAUGCAGCGCUGUCGACGCCAGAGACUCUCGAGCGACGAGGACGACUGGACGACCAGCCACUCACGCGCAGCACGGCCCGUUUGAGCAAGUGGCGGGACUGGAGGAUGACGAUGACGGGCAGGGCGUGGCAGGUGGCUCUGGCGCAGGAGCCGCCUGUCUGCCCGAUCCCCCCGCUGCGUCCCUACGUCACCGACGCCUCACCGUGGUGCGCCGGGCCCAGCGCGCGCGAGGGUAUAUAUAAGGGCGGGCGCAGAGUAACUAACGAACAACUAUGGACAAGGCCUCUUCUGUACUCGCUGCCCUCAACGCCGGCAAGAUCCCCUCUUCCGCGCAGCUCGCCACCUGGGUCGACGCUGCCCUCGACUCCGCCGUCCUCCGCGCAGACCCCUCCGCCGACGGCGGCUCGGAGCUCAGCCAGCAAGGCAAGGCCCUCCAGAACGGCCUCCGCGACGUUCUCGUCGCCUGGAAGCAGCUUGGAGAGAGCAAGAACGGCGACAACCUCCUGCAAGAAUCCCUCUGGCACCUCUCCGCCGCCGACCUCUCCUCCACCACCGCCAACGUCGACGUCGACACCGACCAGGCUCACCGCGACGCCCGCAACCUCGCCCGUGCCCUCCGCACGCUCGUCUCCGUCGUCGGCGAGAACAUCGCCCAGGAGGGACGCAGCGUCUUCCACGACUUUGCGUCCUUCAGCCGCCUCGCCCUUGCGGACGCCGCAGAGUACGUUGCUGACGGUGCGCACAAGACUGCCGAAGGGCUGCGCGAGCUCGACAGCCAGGUCGACGCGGGCGAGCGGAACGAGGUCGGGGUGCGGAAGCGCAAGGCCGACGAGGUGGAGGAGGAAGACCAGGAUGCGCGCGCAAAGUUCGAGCGCGGGAUGGACAAGACGAAGGUGGUGGGGGGGAAGGCGAUCGGUGCGGGCCAGGCAGCGGUUGAUACCGCCGAGGACGUCGCGAACCGCACGACGACGCGUCUGGAGGAUGCGUUCAACAAGAUCUGCGACCGUGCGCAAGAGGACGAGCAGUACCACUCUGCCGUCUCCACGCUCUUCGACGUCGCCCACAAGUGGAUCCACCGCAGCCUCGACAGCGCGGGCGACGUCAACCGGGACACGUCCCUCGAGGCGUUUAUCAACGACCCGACGCCAGAGCAGCACCUCCUCCAGGGCAUCCGCGGGCUGCGCGCAGUGCUCGAGCGGCUCGCGGGCGGGAAGAGCCUCGACGGCCUCUUCGGCGCGGUCCGCGUGUGCGGCGUCGACGUGCAGCAGGACGAGAGCAUCCGCUCGUGGUGCGACUCCGCGCUCGAGCACGCGCGCAAGUGCGUCGAUGAGCAGGGUACGUGCGGAGCGAGGAGGCGAAGGAGCGGGGCGAGGCGCUGCGGAGGAGGGGCGCGAGCUCGCGGACAAGGACUCGAGAGGGACGGAAGUGGAAGGAGACGUGGGGGAGUCCGGCGCGAGGCGGCGGAGUUUGAGCAGGCGAUGGAGCGGGACGAGGAGCUGCGCAAGGAAGCCUCGUCGUGCGGGCAGCGCGGGCUUGCAGACACUCAUGGAGAAGGCGCCGUGGUUUGGCAGGACCUGUUCAACUUCUACCUGCCCAAGGCCGUCGGGAUGCUCAAGGACAUCCCGAUCCGAGGUAAGACGGAAUACAAGGACAGCGAGGUCGAGUUCGUGCUCGAGGACCUCGACAUAUCAAGCUUCGGCCUGCUGCCCGGGCACGCGUACAUCCGGAACAUCACGGACAUCGACAUCCAGGCGCCGUCGAGCGGGCAGACGAACACCGCGGGCAUCGACCUGGACGUCGUCGUGCGGAGCAUCCCGAACUCGCGAGGGCCUGAAGGAGCGCGCGCGGCGCGGCGGUUCCUCGAGUGCAGCGGGUGGAGCGCGGUGAGCGAGGACGUGGAGGUGCGCGUCACGGAGAGCAACCACUCGGUGCUCGUGAGCGUGUUCCGGCCGGUGAUGGUGCGCGCGGCGAUCGAGGCCGCGGACGCGCUCCUCUGGGAUGUGGGCAAGCGCGCGGACGUGUUCGGGGAUGCGGGCUCGGGCGGGGGCUGCGCUCGUUGCCGGGUUCUGGAGCGAGCUUGGCACCUGCGGAAGACCGGCGAGGGUGGGGGUGCUGGGCGGUGGCGCGCGACGGGACCGGCGUGGUGA
Messenger RNA from Fomitopsis serialis, 2170 nucleotides. RefSeq lists its product as uncharacterized. The coding region runs from base 296 to 2170 and encodes 624 amino acids. The record is from RefSeq and is a predicted model, not a curated record. Lineage: Eukaryota; Fungi; Basidiomycota; Agaricomycetes; Polyporales; Fomitopsidaceae. The transcript is spliced from 8 exons.